Molecule: messenger RNA, 1503 nt
Organism: Annulohypoxylon truncatum
Lineage: Eukaryota; Fungi; Ascomycota; Sordariomycetes; Xylariales; Hypoxylaceae
Product: Metallo-dependent phosphatase-like protein
Exons: 2
Coding region: 1-1023 (340 amino acids)
Molecular function (GO): hydrolase activity
Source: RefSeq, a predicted model, not a curated record
AUGUCGGAUUCGCAUAUAAAGACUCGCUUUCUCAUCCUCUCAGAUACACACGGCAUGAAGUUCUCGUCUGGAAAUUACCAUCGUCAUCACGUGGACGUUGCCAUCCACUGCGGCGACCUGACAGAAGAGUCCAAAAUCGCCGAAUUUCAAACUUCUCUCAACCUCCUAAAAAACAUCAACGCCUCUCUUAAGCUUGUUAUUGCCGGGAAUCAUGAUUUUACCUUAGACGUGCCGAUAUUUAAAAGGAAAGUUGCCGAAGCUGAGCCGUCUUUGGAGCCACACUUAGUGGCAAAAGAGUACGGUAAAUUUGGGGAAGCAAGAGAGCUAUUCGAAAAGGAAGAAGCAGAGAAUGCAGGGAUCGUAUUUCUGGAUGAGGGUACUCAUCGAUUUAUUCUCAAAAACGGCGCCGCACUAACGGUUUACGCCAGCUCAUAUACACCGUCACUUGGCGAUUGGGGGUUCCAUUAUCAUCCGGAAGAGGGACACCAAUUUCCUAUACAAAAGGGGACGGAUAUAGUCAUUACCCACGGUCCUCCGAAAGGAGUCAUGGAUUUCACGCAUUCCCGGGAAAGAGCUGGCUGUCCAGACUUGUUCGCAGCCGUUGCCAGAACUUGUCCAAGGUUGCACUGCUUUGGUCACAUCCACGAAGGCUGGGGAGCAAGAAUAGUGACCUGGAGAGAGAAGAUAAGUAACGUCCCUUCCUAUUUCACAGAUAUAGAUAACACCAAGUCUGUUGUUAUCGAAACCUUGAAGAGAUUCCGGCAGUCCAAAGCCGACGAGGACAAGACGGAAGCGGCCUCGAAGAAGUCAAAUGAGACCAAAUUAUGCGCCGAGGGAAUAUUUCGCUAUGUAAGUCAUUGUACUGGAGACGAGAAUAAGCUUUUGGAAGAAAGGCAGACUCUCUUCAUCAAUGCGGCAAUUCAAGGCGACGAAGAACACCCGAUUCAGCUUCCGUGGCUGGUGGACAUUGAGCUCGAUAAGGCGAAUGCUUGCAAUCAAGUAAGAAAAGGAGGUGAAGUUUGAAGAGCUGGGAAGGAGUUAUGUAUGAUGGCUCGCUCCAAAGAUAAAUGAACUUUUAUGACGGAUAUUUUAGCGGUCCCACUACCGGACUAUGGAAGAAUACAGUAUGAAUUACACCAUCAGAAUGGUCAGAAUACGGUCCGGUACUCGGUACUCCAUUUUUUUUUCGGUCUCUUAAUUUUUUCAAAUACAUCAUCGCAUCGUAGUCGUACUCCUCCUUGCCCUAACACCAAGCAAAAUAACCACCUUGUGUGUCAGAGGCGAUGUUAUAAGUCCCGUCCACCCAGUCCAAUCCACCACCGGGUUUAGGAAAGGGUUUGGUUAAUCUAUCAUGGGGUGAACUGGCAGACUAGCAGCAUUGUCAAUAAUUCUAUCUACUUCGUCUUAUUACUUCAUUUGACAUUGGGAAUUUAUGUAUAAGGGCUCGUCUUUAAAGUGCUAUAUGUGCUUCCUUCGCCUUCGCCUAUAUUACUUACCUUCCCA